Messenger RNA from Rotaria sp. Silwood1, 981 nucleotides. The record is from the annotation of a GenBank genome assembly. Lineage: Eukaryota; Metazoa; Rotifera; Eurotatoria; Philodinida; Philodinidae.
AUGUAUCAAAAUUUUUCUGUUUCUACAAGUUUUGGAUUACCUGUACCUUAUCAAACACCAAUAUCACCACCACUUUCAGUUGGUACACAAAUUCAUGUUAGUGGUACACCUACUGGUAGUCGAUUCGAAGUCAAUCUAAAAAAUUAUCAGGAUGAUAUUGUCCUACACUUCAAUCCACGUUUUGAUGAUUAUGCACUCAUACUAAAUAGCGCUCAACGAGGUGCAUGGGGUCAAGAAGAGCGUCAGUCAUUACCAAUGCAACGUGGAAUUCGAUUUACAUUGGUUAUUAUGGCUACAAAUAAUGGUUUUAAUAUUGCUGUCAAUAAUUCUCAUGUUUGUGAAUUCUAUCAACGAAUACCAAUGCAUUUAGCCCAAUUAGUCGAAGUUAAAGGUGAUAUUAAUUUAGAAUCAGUUCAAGUUUAUGCAGGAGGUAUGGGUAGUUCGAUGGGUUUUCCGUCAAUGGGAUCUAACAUACCCUUCGGUCAACCAUCGUUUGGUGGAGGUUUUAACGUUGGUUUCGGAUUUCCAUCAGCUCCUCCUGUCAUUGCAACACCCUCUUUUCCAAUGGGAGGUGGUGUACCAUCCAUACAAUCAUGUAGAAUACAUACUGGCUCUCGUAUUUUUGUUCGUGGUUUUAUUCCUCCUGGUGCAAAUCGAUUUGAACUUAAUUUAUUACAAGGAUAUACAGAUAAUGAUGAUAUUGCUUUUCAUUUUAACCCGCGUUUUGAUGUACGUACAAUUGUUAAAAAUCAUCGACGAAAUGGUCAAUGGGGUCAAGAAGAAAAUCAACCAUUUCCAUCCUAUAUGCCUUUAAUGCCAGGUACACAAAUUGAUUUACAAAUUACAUGUAAUCCAGACAGAUAUACAGUAUACAUGAACAACAGUCUUAUUGCUGAAUUUUAUCACAAAAUUCCACCUGGAUUUGUUAUGGCUCUUCAAUAUAAAGGCGAUAUCACAGUUACAGGUGUUGGUCAAUUGUGA